CUUGGCCUACGGGGCGGGCUUUUAAUGAAGGGACGGCGGUGGGAAAGAUGGCGGCCACUCUAGGACCCUCUGGGUGGUGGCAGCGGUGGCGGCAGCGUUUGUCGGCUCGGAAUUGGUCCAGGAUGUUGCUCCUUCUUCUUUUGAUGGGGUCUGGGCAGGGACCACGGCAAGUCGGGGCGGGUCAAACGUUCGAGUACUUGAAACGGGAGCACUCGCUGUCGAAGCCCUACCAGGGUGUGGGCACGGGCAGUUCCUCACUGUGGAAUCUGAUGGGCAACGCCAUGGUGAUGACCCAGUAUAUCCGCCUUACCCCAGAUAUGCAAAGUAAACAGGGUGCCCUGUGGAACCGGGUGCCAUGCUUCCUGAGAGACUGGGAGUUGCAGGUGCACUUCAAAAUCCACGGACAAGGGAAGAAGAAUCUGCAUGGGGAUGGCUUGGCAAUCUGGUACACGAAGGAUCGGAUGCAGCCAGGGCCUGUGUUUGGAAACAUGGACAAAUUUGUGGGGCUGGGAGUAUUUGUAGACACGUACCCCAAUGAGGAGAAGCAGCAAGAGGCCCAGAAGAGGCGAUAUUCUCCAGGAGUCCAGCGGGUCUUCCCCUAUAUCUCAGCCAUGGUGAACAAUGGCUCACUCAGCUACGAUCAUGAGCGGGAUGGGCGGCCUACAGAGCUGGGGGGCUGUACGGCCAUUGUCCGCAAUCUGCACUAUGACACCUUCCUUGUGAUUCGCUAUGUCAAGAGACAUUUGACGAUAAUGAUGGACAUCGAUGGCAAGCAUGAGUGGAGGGACUGCAUCGAGGUGCCCGGGGUCCGUCUGCCCCGGGGCUACUACUUUGGCACCUCCUCCAUCACUGGGGAUCUCUCGGAUAAUCACGACGUCAUCUCCCUGAAGUUGUUUGAACUGACGGUGGAGAGAACCCCAGAAGAGGAGAAGCUGCAUCGAGAUGUGUUCCUGCCCUCGGUGGACAACAUGAAGCUGCCUGAGGAGAACACAACACGGAUAACUCCUCAUACCUUCCAGGCAUACAUUUGUUGGUUUUCUUCUUUUCGUCCAAGCCUCCGUCCACCUGAGGAAUUCUCCCUGGAAAUCCGGAUGGAAACUUCUUCCCUGUGUUGCCUUCUCCCUCCACUCAUUGCUCUCUCCACAUGCAGCCUGAGCUAGAAGAGACAUCUGGAUGCCUCUCUUUUGGAGCCUUGGGCUGCAGAACAGACUGUUGUUUCACUGACCCUCAGUAGGUGGCCACAGUGGAGGGCUCUUUGGCUCACUGCUCAAGCUGUUGUUCUUUAGCACGCAUCUUGGUUCUGUUGGUUUGUGACCUUCCCAGUUGGUUCCUUUAGGCCCUCAGUCAGGUUUGGCCAGAAGUUGGGUAUGCAAGUCGAGAGAAGCUUAUACGACUUAAUGGUUGUCGGGAGUAACUAGGAAACUGGCCAGUCCAUGUUUCGAUACCAGAAGCAGCAUUUGCCAUGUGAUCUGGCCAUUGGAGAUGUUUCUGGACUCUGGAGCCUGAUGAACUCCAUGUUUGGUGUUUAUAUGACUCUUGAAAUCCCACUUGGAGUGUUCAAAAUGUAAAGAAGCUUCCUUUUUAUAGCCUCGGCUUGGAUACUCUCCAAAGAGGAAACUUGGCUUCUGUUUCUUAAUGGUGGAGAAACAGUUGCUAUUCUCCUAUUGCAAAUAUAGGAGCAAUGGACCCUUGUCCUCUGUGCCUGGAAGAGUUCAUUGUCAUUGAGCAACAGAGCCUGAGUGUCCUCCUCUGUGGGUCAAACCUUAUUCCACUGCCUUAUCUGACAAGGGGUCAUGUGCUGCUCACCUGUCUGCCCUGUGAUUAAAAUGGCCAAUAGGCCAGUCUCCCUGGAGGGCCUGGAGCUCUGAGAUCUCCUAGCCCUGUACUUCUGUAGCCUAAGGGAAAUUCUUAAAAUGGCUGAUGAAAACCAGACAUGAGCUUCCAAUUCAGUGUCUUUCCUUUUAGGGGUGGUUUGGGUGGGGGUAAGGUCUGGGCUUUCUUACUGAGCUCUAAGCCUGAGAACCCUCACCUUGCCUUCUCAGUUGGGAAAGAAGCCCUCAGCUCAGCCAGAAGGAAAGGAGGUCACGUUGGCUGUGUAUGGGUUUCUGUCAUGUUGGGCUUUCUUCUGUCCCUCCCAUGUGCUUAAGUGAGCAUCACAGGCUGUACUGCUCUCCUAAAGUGCCAGUAAAGUGGGAUCCUCCCAAACCUUCCCCACAAAAGGGGACCUGGAGCUUGGCCUCAGCACCACUUAGAACUGACAAAGCAGAGGGCUGUUCUGUCUUUUUUUGAGGGCAGGGUGAGAUUGGCUAGACCCCUGUGGUGGGACGACCUCGGAGGGCUCUUGAGAUGACGCAGGCAGUGGUGCAGGAAGAAGGGGUCUCAUCAUGGGGGAGGGUAUAUGUGUGCGUGAUGAUUGAGUUGAUGAGUUCUGUGCAAUUCCAGCUCAUGGGCUCCUUGUGGCUUUUGAAAGAGGAUGGGGAAGACAUGAAGUACAGUCCCCACCCAACCCGGGGCCAGCCUUUGAGAAAUGUGUGAUGCAAAGAAACUGCGCGUGGUAGGUCCUGCCAUAGUGCUUGCUUUUUGUUCUUAGAAACAAGUAUUUCCCAUUGUGAAUGGGACCAAAUACUGUUUUGGGCCCUCGAAUCCCAGGCGUGCCCUAGAGGAGGGAGAGGCUUUGUACAUGCACAGUAAGGGUCAGAGCAGAGGCCUUGGCAAGUUGCUUACCCCCACGUGAGCCAUUUCUCUCCACAGUCCCCCAUUCCUUUGGUUUCCCUCUGAUUUCAGAGCCUCUUAGAGAAGAAGAGACCCUGAGGACUAGAGGUGUUAGAUAAAGAUGAUGUUGUUCCCUGUC
Mustela erminea (ermine) is the source of this 2851-nucleotide messenger RNA. RefSeq names its product lectin, mannose binding 2 like (gene LMAN2L). The transcript has 9 exons. The record is from RefSeq and is a predicted model, not a curated record. NCBI's taxonomy places the organism in Eukaryota, Metazoa, Chordata, Mammalia, Carnivora, Mustelidae. Gene Ontology annotation, cellular component: endoplasmic reticulum-Golgi intermediate compartment; COPII-coated ER to Golgi transport vesicle; endoplasmic reticulum membrane. Gene Ontology annotation, biological process: endoplasmic reticulum to Golgi vesicle-mediated transport; endoplasmic reticulum organization; Golgi organization. Bases 48 to 1160 code for a protein of 370 amino acids. Gene Ontology annotation, molecular function: D-mannose binding.